Messenger RNA from Schistocerca cancellata (South American locust), 5022 nucleotides. RefSeq names its product serine/threonine-protein kinase MARK2-like. Gene Ontology annotation, molecular function: protein serine/threonine kinase activity; tau-protein kinase activity; ATP binding. The coding region runs from base 178 to 2889 and encodes 903 amino acids. Gene Ontology annotation, cellular component: cytoplasm. Lineage: Eukaryota; Metazoa; Arthropoda; Insecta; Orthoptera; Acrididae. Gene Ontology annotation, biological process: protein phosphorylation; microtubule cytoskeleton organization; intracellular signal transduction. The transcript has 18 exons. The record is from RefSeq and is a predicted model, not a curated record.
GUGACGGCGAAGCGGCUAACACACUUUCUCUGGUAGUGUCGGGCUGAGCAGCAUGGUGCACUAGAGGCAAUUGUGCACUCGCUCAGUAGUGGGUUGCUUAUGUUCGUGGUGUGUGUGUGUGUGUGGUGCGUGUGUGCGCGCGUCUUUGCGCCUAAGAUACGUGUCUGAAACCAAGGCAUGCACACUGAAAUGCCACUCGCCGCCACCCUCAAGAAUCAGAUGCUGCGCUUGUUCCGCCGCAGCGGCAGUAAAAGAUCAUCGUCCUCACGCAACGCAGCACUUUCGACUACGGUAGUGAUAUCAAAUAACGCUGUUUCGGCUGUGGGAGGCAGCAGAGCGAGCAAAAGGCAGCGUAACAACAACCACCACCACCACAAUCAGCCAGAACAGCAACAGCAACACCAACAGCAGCAUCAUAGGAACCGCGCCAGCAGCAUGCGAGCAGAACAUCACCACCAUGCCGCACUGCAAGCUCGCAGCCGCCCGCGAUCUUCAUCUGCUCAUCAUCCACAUCAUCAGCAUCAGACGGGUGAGAGUGCGUCAUCAGCGAGUCGUGUAUCAUCGCGCAGCCGUACAGCCGAUGAGCCACAUAUUGGGAAGUACAAGUUGCUCAAGACCAUUGGAAAAGGAAAUUUUGCCAAGGUCAAAUUGGCCAAGCAUGUGCCCACUGGAAAAGAGGUAGCCAUAAAAAUAAUUGAUAAAACACAACUGAACCCUGGGAGCCUGCAAAAGUUAUUCAGAGAGGUUAGGAUAAUGAAAAUGCUAGACCAUCCAAACAUAGUAAAAUUGUUUCAAGUGAUUGAAACCGAAAAGACUCUGUACUUAGUGAUGGAAUAUGCAAGUGGAGGGGAAGUUUUUGACUAUUUGGUCCUGCAUGGUAGGAUGAAAGAAAAAGAAGCCAGAGCCAAAUUUAGACAGAUUGUUUCUGCUGUGCAGUAUUGUCAUCAGAAGAAAAUCAUCCACAGGGAUUUGAAGGCUGAGAAUUUGUUGCUGGAUAGCGAAAUGAACAUUAAAAUAGCUGAUUUUGGAUUCAGUAAUGAAUUCACACCUGGGAACAAAUUGGACACUUUCUGUGGCAGCCCACCAUAUGCUGCACCAGAACUUUUCCAGGGAAAGAAGUAUGAUGGACCAGAAGUUGAUGUGUGGUCUCUGGGUGUGAUAUUAUAUACGUUAGUGAGUGGAUCACUGCCAUUUGAUGGCUCUACGUUGAGGGAACUUAGGGAAAGGGUGCUGCGGGGAAAAUACAGGAUACCUUUCUACAUGUCAACAGACUGUGAAAAUUUACUCAAGAAAUUCCUGGUACUAAAUCCUGCUAAAAGGGCAUCGUUGGAAAAUAUAAUGAAAGACAAGUGGAUGAAUAUGGGUUAUGAAGACGAUGAGCUUAAGCCAUAUGUCGAACCAGAGCCAGACUUCAAGGAUCUGAAAAGGAUAGAAGCCUUAGUUAGCAUGGGAUACACCAGAACUGAAAUUGAAGAGAGUUUAGCAAAUGCAAAAUAUGAUGAUGUUUUUGCAACGUAUCUUCUCCUUGGAAGGAAGUCAUCAGAUCCUGAAAGUGAUGGUUCGAGAUCUGGAAGUUCUUUAUCACUUCGUAAUAUUCCACCAGCGGUGACCCAGGGUAAUGCACAGUCACCUUCUCAUGGGCACCGUGGUGUACAUCGAUCAAGUUCAGCAACGAAUGCCAAACCUAGCCGGAGAGCGUCCUCUGGUGGUGAAACUUUGCGUGAGUCACCAGCUACUGCUGCUGGGGGGGCUCCAACUGGCACACCUAAUGUGAGCAACCAUAAUCAUGCACCAACGAGUAAUUUCAAGCGUCAAAAUACUGUAGACUCUGCAACAAUAAAGGAGAAUACAGCGCGAAUAAAUUCAGCAAGUGCAGCAACGCGCCCAGCCCCUCCAAAAAAUACGGCGGCCAUUCCAGUAUUAGAUUCAAGUGCAACAAGUGGAGCAAGCCCAGGGAAACCUCGAAGUGUCACAAAAUCUAAUACUAUGUCUGGUAAUCGUGCGCUUACUCCUGGUGGUUCUGUGGGCCGGAGAACAACGUUAAGUUAUGAAGCAAAGGCUGCUUCCAAUGAAAAGACAAAUGCUACCAUUGAGAGUCCCAGCACGUUGGGGGCAGGAGACAGCUUGCCGGUAGCUGUUCGAUCGGCUAAGGGCCAUAUCAAGUCUGCGUCCAUCUCAACAUCUGGCAGGGCCGAACAUGCGACCUUAGAAACCCCUAUAGAUCCUCUCAGGCAAAGCACGGGAGUGAGCAGUGGAGCAGGCACGGGUGCUGGUGGAGGAGGAGUGACCAUGGUAACAACUGGUGGUGGUCGUGGACCACCAGUUUCUCCGGCUGUAAGCAACAGACAGCCGUUCCCUCGCAAUGUCCCAAGUCGCUCAACGUUCCACAGUGGACAGAAUCGUCGUAACCAUACGGCUGCUGCGUAUGGGCUGGCCACUCCUCUCCAAACGCAAGACACGUCUGCAAUUACCCAUUCGGGCAGGACAUCAUCAUUCUUUUCUAAAUUAUCCUCCAGAUUUUCUAAGCGACCCAUGGAUACGGUCCCUAAACAUGUAGUUAGCAGCACUGUCAAUGAUGAUCAGGUUAAACCUCGAUCAUUAAGAUUCACGUGGAGUAUGAAGACAACGUCAUCAAGGGACCCAAAUGAAAUAAUGGCAGAAAUACGAAAGGUAUUGGACGCUAACAACUGUGAUUAUGAACAACGUGAACGCUUCCUUUUGUUGUGUGUGCAUGGUGAUCCAAACACAGACUCACUUGUUCAAUGGGAGAUAGAAGUGUGUAAACUCCCUCGACUGUCCCUUAACGGAGUAAGAUUCAAGCGUAUCUCUGGAACAUCGAUUGGUUUCAAGAAUAUUGCAUCGAAGAUAGCGAAUGAACUGAAGCUGUGACUACCCGUUCUAGAGGGUGGCUGUAGUGAGGAUGAAGGUGGAACAGCACCUCAUUCCACAUCAACAGCUCCCUCAAGAGGCUGACGAUGGAAACUUGGCCCACGACGGCCAUGGCGAUUCAGGCGAUAAUCUGUGGAGCCAUUUGAAGAUGAAUGCUUGCCCCCCCACCCCUGCAGCUCAACCAGUAUAAUGCUUGAAUAUGUAGAACACCACUUCCUUACUUCAUGGAGCAGUCAGUAGCCUCUGUACAGUGUUCAAAGUUCGGCUUUUUAUUUUUAUUUUUUCUGCCCUUCGGUAGUGUGAUGAUGUGGCUUAGGCAAGAAAUGCAUUUCUUCAUGAAGCAGGAUUUGGAACUUUCAUCCAUUAAUGGCUCAGACUUGUAUAUACUCAAUGAUCCAUGAAAAAUAAUCUCUUCCAAAGUGCUCUGUUUUCACAAUUUAUUUAUUUUCAUUCUGUAAAUAUUUCAGUUACCUUCAGAAUCCAAUCCACAUUUUCUACAGUCCUUGAGAUUUCACCUAAAGAUUUUAUACAGUUGGAACAUUUUUCAGUAAUUGUAUGGAAUUAACAUAAAAUUGACAUGAAAUUUAGUGUAAAUGAACUUAUUCAUUUGUAGGUCUAAUGUUGUAAUAGUCACACAUUUGCUGUUUUAUAUUUGGCACCAUGAAAUCAAUGGGGCUGUUGAUCUCAAAUAUUCGUCAUGUACAUAGUGAUUUUGGGAAAUAACAGCAAUUUUCCACUGUUUUGCAGCAUCAUGUUGUAAGCAAGGCUGAAGCUCUGAAAUAUUUGUAAGAUAAUAAAGACUCACAGUGUAACUUGCAAUAUUCAAUAGCCUGUUCCUUGUUUUAAAUAGCAUAAUUCUUAAAAUAAUGGUUUUGUGCUUCUUUUAAUUUGUAAUAGGGGCAGAGACAACCUGAUUAAAUAGACAGGCCUUCCUCCUACACCUCUGCUGCCCCCUUUCCUGCCCCCUCCUCUCUCUCUCUCUCUCUCUGCUCUCUCUCUCUCUCUCCUCCUCCUCCUCCUCCCAUUCCUCCUUGUCCUCCAUGAACGUACUAAAUAUAUUUCGGGUUGUUAUCCACCAGUACAUGAAGUAGUGCUGCUGUUCAGUGUUGGGGGGGGGGGGGGGGGGGAGAUAUGUUAGUUUAUAGGGUAUUCCUAGUGGACAAAAAUGAGGUCGUAGGGCCAUCUGUACUUAAUUGUCGUCAUUUUUGGUGAGUAGUUUUCCAGGUCAACCUAACCAUUCACACGAAUAUUGAACCUAAACCCUAAUUUUGGUAAGUUACAUUUCUUGUGUUUGUUGUUGAAUAGGUCAUUGCAGGUUAGUCAAGGAAUGUGAGCAUUGGAUUGUGGAGAGGAGUAGAUAAUGACUUUUUUUACAAAAAGCACCUCAUAAUAUCUUACUGAUAUAUACUGGCUUUCAGUGCUUUUGUUGUGUUAGUUACUUCAUGUAUCUGUGGUUAGUAACACUCUGCCUUUUGCCCUUGUUUAUUAAAAAUAAGAGGAGGCAGGUUAGAGACUAUGAACUCGACAGAGUUUUAACUUUUAAAAAAAAGUGGAGAGAUGAAUCAUCUGAAACUAAAUCAUAGGGAAAGAUUUUUUAUACCCUCUGCCUAUGGCACUUAUGGUGUGACUUCCUAAGGGAACACUUGCAUCACAGAUGUUUUUAUAAUGUCAGACAUUUUUUAUAAUGUGUAUGCUUGUGGUGCAUAGUUAUGUCAGUCUUGCUACUUGUAUGAUCUGGUCAAAAAUUCAUCUGCAAACUGUUGGAGUCAGUGCAUUUUUCAGGUACUCUCACAGUCAAGUAAGUAGUCUAAUGAAUGUGGAGAUGAGUUCAGAUAUCUACAAAAUGGGACUCUAUGCAGUCCUGUAAAAUGAAGUUUUCUAGUGCCUUAUUUAUGUUUCCGUAUUUAUUAAAUUCUCUUGGAAAAUAUCAGUAAAUGUUGAAAUAAGCAUGUGUCAAGAAUCAGUUAGCAUCAUUUGGUUUCCUCUGUUUCUGAUGUUAAUACUCAUUUAAAAUAGAGUUUCCUUUAUAAAGUAAAUACCUAUGUGAGGAUCAAAAGUAUCAAAUAAGAGACUCUGGUGUAUCAAUAGGUUUGACCUAUUUGUGAUAAAUAAAUUACUUUGAUACAGCCAAAA